Budorcas taxicolor (takin) is the source of this 1324-nucleotide messenger RNA. It is a transcript of the gene NMI, whose product is annotated as N-myc and STAT interactor. Lineage: Eukaryota; Metazoa; Chordata; Mammalia; Artiodactyla; Bovidae. The record is from RefSeq and is a predicted model, not a curated record. Gene Ontology annotation, cellular component: cytoplasm. Bases 294 to 1223 code for a protein of 309 amino acids. The transcript has 9 exons.
AUUGCCUCCAAACAAAAACAAAACCAACACAUUUUAAAAACCGAAAGUGAAAAUAGCAAACUGUUGAUCCGCGGGCCAUCCAUUUGAAAAAGGCUGAAGGCGCUUCCGGACGAGGGAGCCCCAGCCAGGCCCGGAGGGUUCCAGCGACUACCCGCGCCGCUAGCGAGGUUUCCGGGAACCUGGGCGCGGCGCUCGGCCGGCCGAGGCGCGUGAGUGGGCGACCCCUUCCCGCGCUGCCAUUCCUGCUCCUAGUGGGCCCGGCUGGAGAGGCCGUGAGUGGCGACCAGGGAGUCAUGGCAGCUGAUGAAGAUAACAAAGAACAAGUUCUUAAGGAAUGUGAGCAAGCUGAAGAAGUUAUGAAAGAUAAACAAAACCAGAAAUCAGUUAGUGAAAUCAUAAAGGAAAAUAUUCAGUUAAAGAAGGAGAUCCAAAAACUUGAAGCUGAGUUACAAGAGACCACCGGGACCUCUCAGAUUAAUGAGGAUAUUCCUGAAACAAAGAUAAAGUUCACAUCUGUGGAGAAUCCUGAGAGUGACAGCGAGUUUUCAGAUAUCUCCUAUUCAUGUCAAGUGAGCUCAAAAGUCCCUUAUGAGCUGCAAAAAGGACAAGCACUUAUUACCUUUGAAAAAGAAGAAGUUGCCCAAAAUGUGAUCAAAAUGGCACGCCAUCUUGUGCAGGUACAGAAUGAAAAUGUGAUGCUCAUGGCCAACCCAGUUCCAUUAAAUUCAGGAGUCAGAUUCCAGGUUCAUGUAGGAGUGUCUAAAAUGAAAAUCAGCGUUACUGACAUUCCUGAUGAAUUGCCAGAAACUCAGAUGAGAGACAAGCUAGAACUGAGUUUCUCUAAGUCUCGCAACGGAGGCGGAGAAGUGGAGUGCGUGGAGUAUGACAAGCAGACCCGGAGCGCCCUCAUCACCUUUGUGGAAAGUGGAGUUGCUGACAGGAUUUUGAAAAUGAAAGACUAUCCUCUUUAUAUAAAUCAAAACUGCUAUAGAGUUACAGUUUCUCCAUACACAGAAACACACUUGAAAAAGUUUCAGGUAUUUUCAGGAGUAUCUAAGAGGACAGUGCUUCUGACAGGAUUGAAAGACCUUCAGAUGACAGAUGAAGAAACUGUAGAGGAUUUCAUUAGCAUUCACUUUCAGCGGGAGAAGAAUGGAGGUGGAGAAGUCGAGGUGGUCAAAUGUUGCCUCGGGCAACCUCACACAGCAUACUUUGAAGAAUAGGCUCAUGGAAUCCUAUGAAAGUUGGAGCUUCUCAACCCAACUUCCUGUCAGUGCUUGACAAAAAUGAUUGUCCCUUUCCUUAAAAAAAAUGGAACAUGUAA